AUGCCCGGGAAAAGGAGCCGUCGAAAGUCGCCCGGUCGCCAGGGGCGGGCCUGCGCCCGCACCACCCGAGCCGGGCUGUCCUUCUCCGUGAGCCACAUGGAGCGCCUCCUGCGAGAGGGCCGCUACGCCAAGCGCCUGAGCUCGUCCGCCCCUGUCUUCCUAGCGGCCACCAUCGAGUACCUGACGGCCAGGGUCCUGGAGCUGGCGGGCGACGAAGCCCAGAUUGUGGGUAGGAGGUGCAUCACCCCAGAGCUGGUGGCCAUGGCGGUCCACAACAACGCCCUGCUCAGCGCCUUCUUCGGAACCAUCACCAUCUCGCAAGUGGCCCCGACCCAGAAGUAGCUGCCCGACGCGCCCUGGAUGUCCUGGCCCCAGCCCCUCACAGCCCCGGAAGGCCCGGCCUGCCUCCCUGCCUGCCUCCUUGGGCAGACUCGUUGCCAGGCAAUACACGUGUUUA
Molecule: messenger RNA, 457 nt
Organism: Phacochoerus africanus (Common warthog)
Lineage: Eukaryota; Metazoa; Chordata; Mammalia; Artiodactyla; Suidae
Product: histone H2A-Bbd type 2/3
Exons: 1
Coding region: 1-342 (113 amino acids)
Cellular component (GO): nucleosome
Molecular function (GO): protein heterodimerization activity; DNA binding; structural constituent of chromatin
Source: RefSeq, a predicted model, not a curated record